UCAAACACAGUGACCUUGACUGUACAGAGGCUAGUACAGGUGUGGUUUGGGGAUUUAUGUUUCAAGUAAUCCAGAAACUCAAACAUACUUAUCUUACAAUGGAUUACUUAUCUUUCUGCCGUGGUGUACUGAUUGGGGGCUUGAUGGGAGAUUGUUAUGGAUUCGUGUACGAAGGUAGCCCAGCAGCAAAGUUCACCAUUCCUUUGGAACUACUGCAAAGGUCAAUCAAUGGCUUUGAUACUAAACAGCUGAUGUACAGUGAUGAUACACAAAUGAGUCUUGCGAUUCUCCGGUCAUUAAAGGCUAAAAAUAGUUUCGAUGCAGAACAUUUGGCUAAAGAGUUCACCACUGACUACUUUGAAAAUGGAUUACAUAGGUGCUAUGGUGGUUCUAUUGGACGCGUUUUUUCCUCACUUAGGAUGGCAAACUAUAAAGAUCCGUAUGCUCACGCUGCUGAUUUAUUUAAUGGGACAGGAUCAUAUGGCAACGGCGGAGCCAUGAGAAUCGCACCCGCAGCGCUAUAUGGAUUACGAUAUCCUAAACGUGAAUUUGAGAAAAUCGUUAUCGAUAUUACUCGGUUAACUCAUACCAAUCCACUGGCUAUAUGUGGAGCACUUAUACAAGCAUAUGCUAUACAAUUGAUUUUCUCUUUAAUACAUGAUCAUAUACAACUGGAUUAUGUAGCUUUCAUCGAUAACUUAUUAAAAAGACUAGAGAGAACAGAAUAUUUCGUAGAUUUUAAACAACCCAAUUGGUUAGAAGCACUUGAUGCUUAUAAAGAAAAAUUACAAAUAGUUAAAUAUCUCUUGAUAGACGAUAAACAACCAUCAGUUACAAAUAUUGUCCACCAAUUGGGUAAUGAUUUAAAAGCCAUCAACUCUGUUCCAACUGCAUUAUAUGUAUUUCUGCGCAGUUUAAAACCUAUAGACGGAAUCGAGUUUAAUGUGAAAUAUCUUUUGUUUGCUUUUUAAUGACAUAUUAUUUAUGUUUUGAUGUGCUUUUAAUCCACUAUAAGUUGAAGGCUAUUUUGUAAAUGUGAAGAUAAUUACCAUAAUUAAUGGAAAUAAACUGGAAAAUCAUUAAAUUCAGUCGGUAACAACGUAGAACUUCGUACGUGCGUACAUCAGUUCGAGUUGCCUUGCCACAUUAGCACAGAGAUGCAGUGGUCGAUUCAAAUCCCGUAAUGGUAGAGGUAGUAAGAGUAUAAGCAAUAAUCGGGAAGAUCAGGGUUUGGAGAUGUUAUUUAAAGAGUAUAAUCCAGUGAAAUAAAUUUGGAAAGAGGAAAAAAGGGACAUGAAGAAUUCAGAAGAUUAGAAUUUGGGAGAACACAAUGAGUAGAUGCACCUGCGCCGUUGCAAACGAUUUCGAGCCAUGUCAUUCAGGGUCUCUAACCAUCGGUUGCUAUCAUCUCGCGGUCCCCAACCAGGUAGUCUACACCUACCAACAUGACUCAGUCCACUUGUCAGUGACUUUAUGGAUUUGUGGCAUGUUUUGGUCUGGCUGCCCCUAACUUUCUCCCAACCUACUCCUAUACCACUGAACAUCGCACGUCGAGGCAGUCGGCAGUUGGGCAUACGUAACACGUGUCACAGCCAUCUCAACUGAUGAAGUUUUACUACUUCAUCAAUUGAUUUGCCAUCCUUAUCUAGUACCCGUUUCCUAACAACUGUGUUACUUACUCGAUGGUCCCAUGAUAUACGAGCAAUGUUUCGAAGACACCUAUGAUCGAAUACUAGUAACCUACGAAUAUCCUCCACUCUUACCGGCCAUGUUUCACUGCCAUAAAGUAGGACGGGACGAACUGCUGCGCAGUGAACACGUCCUUUGAUUGAUAGACGGAUAUUUCGCCUACGCCAUAAAUGAAGCAAGUUGGCAAACGCUAAUCGAGCCUCCUGUAUCCGUGCUGAGAUUUCGUCACACCAGACUACAAGGACUGAUGAGACUCCCAAGAUAAGUGGAGCGAUCGACAACACGCUCAACUACUACACUCCCUAUCAUUAGUUCGGGUGUCGAUGCAACCCAAUCCUGAAGCAACAUUUUGCAUUUCGAGGGAGAGAAUGGCAUCCCGAACAUGCUUGCAUUGUUGAGAAAUACUAUCAUUGUGGGGCGUCUGAAUGUGUGUCUAUGUUCUAGGACCUGACGUAGUGUGAAUAUCUGGUCUAUACAACCACGUCCAGGUCGAAAACCAGCCUGAUUUUCUCUAGUCUGCUCUUCGUGAGCUUUGGUUAGGCGUCGAAGUAUUAUUGAAGCUAAUAUUUUAGACACUAUAUUAGUCAAACUGAUUCCUCUGUGAUUAUCACAAGAGGACUUUUGCCCUUUCUUAUAGACUGGCACAAUCAGUGAUUGAGACCAGUCAGAUGGGAUUGAGUCCAGUUCCCAAAUUCUACCUAAGACCUCAAUUAAUCUCACUGCUAAUACUGGACCACCAUCCUCAAAAUCUCAGAAGUAAACCUGUCAGGGCCUGCUGCUCUCCCCUCGCUUCAGAUUCCCGAUAACUUUUUCAACUUUGUAAAGAGUCGGAGGACCUACAUUAACUUGCCAUUCAGGUUGACUAGAGAUCCUGGGAAAACGAAGUAUGGCUGAAGGCCAGUUGAACUGAUCCCUAAAAUGUUGAGCAGUUGCAUACGACCCUAUUUGAUAAUCUAACUGAUGACAGUCAAUUCUCUCGGUAAAUAUAUCUUUAAAUCACCAAGUUGGAGUCUAAUAUAUCUCAUACGAAAGGUUUCUAAGGCCAGUCUCUAUCAUUCUGUAUUUUAUUACUGGUUAAGCAUUACGUUUGUAAUUAUUUUCAAGAAAUUAUAUAUAUAUAGUAUUGCUUUCUUUAUGUUUUUAGUCACCUCCUCUACGUUCCAUUGUCUUGUCGAUCGGAUUAGGCGGUGAUACUGAUACUAUUGGUUGUAUGGCUACUGCAUUAGCUGGUGGAUAUAUUGGCAUUCCAGUAGACAGUAAUUCAACUAUAUCAAGAAACAUUAUUACACUUUGUGAAAGUUAUGAAGAAAUUGAAGAAUAUGCUAGUUGGUUAAGUAACAAGCUACAAAUGAGUUGAAAUUUUGCCAUUAUCAUCUAAUCGACCUGAAGAAAACACUAAAUAAUCAAGUGCCAUUUAAUCCUAUCAUGAUGUGAAAAUUAAUUUCCAACUUUUUUAACAGAUAUAAUUUUAUAAUAGAAGCAUUUGAAUUAACCAUAAUUUUGGCUGUUGUUAACCUUAUCGAAACUUGUGUUACAUGAAUUCCAUGAAUAUGAGUGCAUCAUAAUAUCUCUUAUUAAUGGUAAAUUGAUGUCUACCGAAUUUCCCAUACUAUCAAGUCUAUUUAAGUAUGACGUAAAGUAUCGU
Schistosoma curassoni is the source of this 3334-nucleotide messenger RNA. The record is from the annotation of a GenBank genome assembly. NCBI's taxonomy places the organism in Eukaryota, Metazoa, Platyhelminthes, Trematoda, Strigeidida, Schistosomatidae.